AAUGACUCCUUCUGGACUUGGAACACCAACGACAACAAAGGGCAACAAGGUCAAUUCCCAGUUUCCAAGUUCCUCGGUAACAACAACAACAGCAAGUCUCAGACGUUGGUGUUGGGUCCUGGCUUUGGUGCUGGUGUCGGGUGCGGUGCUGGCUUAGGAUUCGGUCUGGUCGGUGGAUUCGGUUACGGUGGCUGGCCAUUCAACCACCUUAGGUUAGUUUUCGGUCUUGGAAUGGGUUGCGGUGUUGGAUUCGGGUUCGGGUUCGGGCAAGGGAUUGGUUACAACUUUGAUUUCCAAACUCGCAAGUCUAGAAAGUCUAAGAAAAAAUUUGAAGAUUCCAACAAAACUAUUGUUAUUCAGAUAUGAUAUGAUUAUUGUUUUUCCACGUUAUUGCAAUUUUCAACUUGUGAAUUUUCUUCACUAAGUAGUAGUGACUUGUUCUUAUGAAUUUUUAUUCUGCUUAAUUAUGCUAUUGAGUUGUUAAAUUGGAAUA
Molecule: messenger RNA, 493 nt
Organism: Arachis ipaensis
Lineage: Eukaryota; Viridiplantae; Streptophyta; Magnoliopsida; Fabales; Fabaceae
Source: RefSeq, a predicted model, not a curated record